UUGCAAGGACAAUGUCAAGUCAAGAAUUGCAGUUUGUAGGUUAUAAACUUAUACAUUUUCCUUUCAAAAACAUUCCAAACAUUCAAAAGCGGCUUUUCCUUUUCCCUAGAAAAAAAUGAAACUACUUACUCUACUGUUUCUAUCAAUAUUAACCCUUCAAGUCCGUUCACAACUAGAACUUAUUCAAGACGACGAGCUGGUAAACUUAAUAAGAAGUGAAAAAUAUGUAGUGGCACUUUUCACCAAAAAAUACUGUGAGGAAUGUGAAAAUUACGAAAAUGAACUGACGGGCUUGCGAGAGGAUCUUGUGGAAACCUUAAAUGCCUGGGUUGUAAAGCUGGUUGACAGUUCUAUGUUAAGGCUCUACACCCCCAGUAAGGAGCCCCAAAUAGUUUUUUUCCGUCAUGGCAUACCACUUCUCUAUGAUGGUCCUCUAAAUGAUGAAUUAAUACUACACACUUUCACUAAUAAUAAGGAGCCAGCUGUUAAGGAACUAAAUGAUGAUAAUUUUGAGCAUUUAACACAAGCAGCCUCUGGGGCUACCACAGGUGAUUGGUUUGUCCAGUUUUACACAACAGAUUGUGUAGAUUGUCAAAGACUUCAAGCAAGAUGGGAGGCUGUUGGGGCACAUUUAAAAUCUCGUAUGAAUGUUGCCCGAGUGAAUAGGGCAACAACUGGUGCUAAAACUGCAAGAAGAUUUGACAUCUUCGAAGUGCCCACUUUUGUGUUAUUUAAACAAGGGAAAAUGUACCGAUACCAUAACCAGGACUUUGAAAUUAAGAGUUUUGUGGCUUUUGCACAGGAUUGGUAUAAAAAUAUGAAGUCUGAACGUGUUCCGGUACCAAAAUCCCCAUUUGAUGAUUUGGUAGCUGCCACAGUAACCUUCAUGAAGGAAAACCCCUACCUCUGGCAAGUAGGCUUUGGAAGUUUGUUACUAGGCAUUUUACUCCCAACUAUAAUGAAAUUCUUUAAAAAAUCAACGAAAGAAGAAAAAUCCAGUAAUAAAUCUAGUCAGAAAAAGGCUAGUACUAAGAAACCUGUUAAAAAAGAGUAGAGGCUAGUUGGCGAAAUAUAUACGGUUUAAAAAAUUCCUAGACAAUAUUUUUUACAAAAAAAAAAAUGAAAACACACUUCAGUUUGGUAAGAAGUGUGUGUCUACUAGAAACUAGCAAAAAUUAUAAUUGUUUAUAAAUAUUGACUUUUUUUUUAAGUCAAUAUUCUCUUACUUUGAUUGUUGCCGGGCAACAAAAAAUAACUGUUAAGGAAGUAUUUAUUAUUGUACAUUUAGUAUAGUAUAUCCCUUGUAGGCAGUUCCACAUUUCCAGACUUUUUUGCAUUUACUUAAACUUUAUUUUAAGCAAACUUAAAAUUAUAGAAACACAUCUUUUAUUACAUAAAUAUUGGUUCCC
This is a messenger RNA of Anthonomus grandis grandis, 1409 nucleotides long. Its product is annotated as thioredoxin domain-containing protein. NCBI's taxonomy places the organism in Eukaryota, Metazoa, Arthropoda, Insecta, Coleoptera, Curculionidae. The record is from RefSeq and is a predicted model, not a curated record. The transcript is spliced from 4 exons. Bases 116 to 1054 code for a protein of 312 amino acids.